AUGCAAUCAUUUUUGCAAUAUCGUCGGCUGCGCAACGAUCUGCAGCAAACAAUCCAACUAAGCGCCCACGAUGUCCCCAGGAGCUACCAACCAGCGAAUUCCAGCGACGAAUCUUUAGAUGACGAAAAGUCUCCUUCAGAAAAGUCAAUCGUCCUUCAUACAGGCCAACGAGUGACCAUUCCUGGUGUCACCGUCCAAACUUCGCGCGAUGGAGGCGGCACAAUACUAUUUGUUGUCGGAUUCGACAGUCCCGAUGACCCGCUCAAUCCGAAGAACUGGUCAACACGAUAUAAAUGGCUCACAUUGAGUAUUGUUGGAACCACGGGGUUUCUGGUCGGAUGGGCCUCUGCCAUUGACUCCGCCGUCAUCCAACAAGGUCAAGAGGCAUUUGGAGUCAGCAAGAUAACAGAAUCAUUGGCCACCGCGCUGUAUCUCUUUGCCUUCGGCUUUGGGUCCCUUGUUGCGGCACCCUUCUCGGAAACUGUUGGACGAAACCCAGUGUACCUGGUGACCUUGUCGCUGCUGAUGAUUUUUAUCAUGGCAUCCGGUCUUGCCCCAAACAUUGGUGCGCAGUUGGCAUUUCGUUUUCUCGCCGGCAUAUUCGGUUGCACACCUCUCACCACCUUCGGCGGCAGCAUGGCCGACAUCUUCAAUCUGAUGGACCGAACCUAUGCCUUCCCAGUGUGUUGUACUUUGUCGUUCCUUGGCCCGUUCAUGGCCCCAAUGGUCGGCGCCUUCAUCGGCCAAAGUACCGCCAUCAGCUGGCGCUGGGUAGAGUGGACAUCAUUGAUCUUGGCGGGCCUGAUCACUGCGGGAAUAUUUUUUCUCGUUCCCGAGACAUACGGUCCCGUACUUCUUCACUGGAAAGCGCAUCACCUUCGUGCAAUAACCGGUGACCAACGCUUUCGUGCUGAGAUUGAGAUCCGCCAAGCUAGCCUUGCGCAACGCCUCUUCACCAGCUGCUCACGACCCUUCGAGAUGUUCUUCCAGGAGCUCAUGGUCGCCCUGUUUACCAUGUACCUGGUGAUCGUCUACAUCGUUCUUUUUGGCUUCUUGACCGGCUACGAAUUUAUAUAUGGCGAAACAUACGGAUUCUCGCAAGGCUCCGUGGGCCUCGCCUUCAUCGGAAUGAAUAUCGGCUUUCUAGUCGCCUUUGCCCUUGUCCCUCACAUCUACAUGUCCUACAAAAAGCGUCUGCUGGUAGCGAUUGACAAUGGUGAAGGCUCACUCCCGCCAGAAGAACGCCUCUGGUUCGCCAUGUACGCAGCACCGUGGCUACCGAUCUCUCUUUUCUGGAUGGGCUGGACAAGCUACCCUUCCAUCUCAUACUGGUCAUCACUCGUGGCGUCUGUUGCAUUCGGGUUUUCAGUCCAGGGCAUCUUUAUUUCCAGUUAUCAGUAUCUUAUUGAUACGUAUGAGGUAUAUGCUGCUAGUGCGCUGGUCAGUGCCACGUUCAUGCGAUAUCUAGCUGCUGGAGCUAUGGUGAUUGUUUCGAUCCCUAUGUACGGAAACAUCGGGGUUCAUUGGUCGCUUACGUUGCUGGGCUGUUUGUCGUUGAUUAUGACACCUGUGCCGUAUGUGUUCUAUAAGUUUGGCCAUGCGUUUCGGAAGAGGAGUGGUAUGGCGCGGGAGGAAUAG
This is a messenger RNA of Aspergillus melleus, 1638 nucleotides long. Its product is annotated as MFS transporter. The transcript has a single exon. The coding region runs from base 1 to 1638 and encodes 545 amino acids. The record is from RefSeq and is a predicted model, not a curated record. NCBI's taxonomy places the organism in Eukaryota, Fungi, Ascomycota, Eurotiomycetes, Eurotiales, Aspergillaceae. Gene Ontology annotation, biological process: transmembrane transport. Gene Ontology annotation, molecular function: transmembrane transporter activity.